UUGACACAACUUUCCCAAAGCUGAAAAACACCCAUGACCCAGCUGGGUAGCAGUAAUCAUUUCAAACAAAGUUGAUUCCUCUUUCAUGGAUCCACCAAUAUCCUUUUUCAUCCAUUCAAUCACACAAUACAAACCAUGAUUAGUCCAUAUAAACCCACUUGCCACUAACCUUCCUUUUCCCCAAAAACCACUCCCAAAAGAGAGUUUCUGUGCUCACUCACUCACUCCCCCACAACACAACAAUGCUGGAUCCAGCAGCUGAGUUUGUGCCACCACCAUCUUCACCCACCAUCUCUUCUGUUUCCUCCUCUGAUCUUGACACUGAGUCCACAGGAUCAUUCUUCCAUGACAGAAGCACUACAUUGGGGACUCUGAUGGGUGUGAGCUUCCCAGCCAUUACCUUCAGAGUCCCAUCACAGCAUCGGGACCCACAUUCCUCCGCCGCCGCCGCCGCCACCGGCGGCUCGAGGAGGAACGCAUUUACCAAGAAGAAGAAGAAAACCGCCAAUGCAACAGCUGUGAUGGCGGCGGAGAGGCGGCGGCGAUGGUGGCAGCUCUGUAGGGAAGGUGACGCGAGGCCGGCAUCUCUCGGCGAGUUUCUGGAGGUAGAGCGGCGGUCCGGCGACGGCGCGUUCUACGGCACGGCGGCGGAGCUCGAGGGGAUGGUCGUCGGGCACCAGCAGAGGAACGGCGGGAGGGUGCUGUUCGCGGAUGGUAGGGUUCUUCCUCCCGCGGCAGACGUUGACGACGUAGCGGCGACGGAGGAGAGUCUAUGCAACAGGUUUCCGGUGUCGCUUGCCGGCAUCUGCAGCGGCGGUGCAGGGUAGGGACGUCUUUUGAAUUUUCAAUUUUUGGGGGGGUUUUUUGAGAAAUUUGUGGUUUUAUUUUGAUUAUUAUUUAUGGAUUGUUUGGUUGUUGCCUAAUUGGUAGAUUCUUUUUUCUUUUUGUCUGUGGUUUACGUGCAAAAAAGCAUGCUUCUGCUUUUGGGCUUAUUUACCUUUUUAUUUUUGUUAAUUUUCUUCAUUUGAUGUAACUAAAUAUAUAUGGUGGCCCACAUAGGUAAUUAUAUGGUGAUUGGUCUUAAUCACAUGCUUCAAUUACGCCAAAAAUCCAAAUGGUUUGUGAAUA
This is a messenger RNA of Lotus japonicus, 1128 nucleotides long. RefSeq lists its product as uncharacterized. NCBI's taxonomy places the organism in Eukaryota, Viridiplantae, Streptophyta, Magnoliopsida, Fabales, Fabaceae. The record is from RefSeq and is a predicted model, not a curated record. The transcript has 2 exons. The coding region runs from base 243 to 827 and encodes 194 amino acids.